GACGCGUGAAUAAUGAGGAUAAGCAAAGAACGCGGAGUCACUGGCAUUCGUACGAGACUGACUAAAUAAUGGUCGUGUCAACUACAACACCCUCCUCCCUCCUUCCCCAUCCUAUUUCCAUUUCCACACACCUUGUUCUUGUUCUUGUUCUUGUUAUUGUUCUUGUUCUGCAUCCUUAGCUUGGUUCUCUCUUCAACCGUGCUUCUGGAUUGCUGCAAUAACGUGAACAGUUUCAGCCAUGACAGGCCGAGAAAUCCUCCUCAAGAUGAAGGAAAAAGUUGGGUUGGGUUCAUCUGCCGACACUGGAAAGGGGAAGAGUAAGAUGUCAAAGCAUGUAACACAUGGUUAUCAUUUGGUUAAGGGAAAAUCCAGUCACCCAAUGGAAGAUUAUGUUGUUGCUGAAUUCAAGCAAGUUGAGGAGCAUGAGCUUGGUCUGUUUGCAAUAUUUGAUGGUCAUUUGAGCCAUGACAUCCCUGAUUAUCUACGGUCUCAUUUGUUCGUUAAUAUUUUGAAUGAGCCUGAUUUCUGGACUGAAACAGAGGAUGCAGUCCGGAGAGCUUAUCGUACAACUGAUACUUCCAUUUUGGACAAAUCAGUAGAGUUGGGUAAAGGGGGUUCAACUGCAGUUACAGCAAUCUUAAUUGAUUGUCAGAAGCUGGUGGUAGCUAAUGUUGGAGAUUCAAGGGCUGUUGCCUGCAAGGAUGGUGUGGCCAAACAAUUGUCAGUUGAUCAUGAGCCUAGCAAGGAAAGGACAUAUAUUGAGGACAGAGGUGGUUUUGUAUCAAAUUUUCCAGGUGAUGUUCCACGAGUUGAUGGACAGUUGGCCGUAGCAAGAGCAUUUGGUGACAAAAGCUUGAAGAAACACCUCAGUUCGGAACCAGAUGUGUCUUUGGAGAUUGUAGAUGAAGAUACAGAGUUUGUCAUCUUAGCAAGUGAUGGCAUAUGGAAGGUAAUGACAAAUCAGGAGGCAGUGGAGUGCAUUAGGAACAUAAAGGAUGCUAAAGCAGCUGCUAAGCACCUUACUGAAGAGGCACUUGCAAGGAGGAGCACAGAUGAUAUUUCCUGUAUAGUUUUAAGGCUUCAGUGACCAUUUGGUUUAUCAGUUUUUAUAUUGUGCCAUUGUAUGAACCGUUUUUAUUGCGAAUAGUAGUUUGGUUACCUGGGCUUUAGAAUCAAACAUGUAAUGUACUCAUUACAAAGAAAGUAUAAAGCCCUAGUAGGAAAUUGAGUGUUGAAGUUGAUUACCAGUCGUGUGUCUUCGUUGUCCCAGAUGUGGUACCAACUAUUUGCAGUUUACUUGCUGCGUUGAUUUCUUUGGAAGCAAUGUGUAGUAUAAAUGUUGAUUCUGUUUUAUAAAAUACUAGAUGUUACUUUGGA
This is a messenger RNA of Camellia sinensis, 1377 nucleotides long. Its product is annotated as Protein phosphatase 2C family protein. The record is from RefSeq and is a predicted model, not a curated record. Gene Ontology annotation, biological process: protein dephosphorylation. Gene Ontology annotation, molecular function: protein serine/threonine phosphatase activity. Lineage: Eukaryota; Viridiplantae; Streptophyta; Magnoliopsida; Ericales; Theaceae.